Messenger RNA from Fonsecaea multimorphosa CBS 102226, 1572 nucleotides. RefSeq lists its product as uncharacterized. Gene Ontology annotation, molecular function: transmembrane transporter activity. The record is from RefSeq and is a predicted model, not a curated record. The coding region runs from base 1 to 1572 and encodes 523 amino acids. Lineage: Eukaryota; Fungi; Ascomycota; Eurotiomycetes; Chaetothyriales; Herpotrichiellaceae. Gene Ontology annotation, cellular component: membrane. The transcript is spliced from 5 exons. Gene Ontology annotation, biological process: transmembrane transport.
AUGGACAAGUCGUCGAAGGGUCUCGAGACCCAGGUCUAUGCAGACGAUAUCCCAGACGGUGGGGCUGUGGUGAGCGAGAAAGAUGGCACCAUGGACGAUGUCAAGGAUAUGCAGCGUAUGGGUAAAGAACAACAGUUCAGGCGAAACUUUGGGUUCCUCUCCAUCAUGGGUUUUGCUAUGAUUCUGAUGAGCACGUGGGAAAGCCAAUUGGGUACUGCUGGAUUCGCUCUGGGCAAUGGUGGCACUGCCGGCCUCGUGUAUAUGUACAUUGCAAGUGCCAUUGGCAUGUCCCUCAACAUCGUCUCAAUGGCUGAAAUGGCCAGUAUGGCUCCCACGGCAGGUGGACAGUACCAUUGGGUGUCUGAGUUCGCACCACCACGAGCCCAAAAGUUCAUUUCUUACUUCAUCGGAUGGGUCUGCGUGCUCGGUUGGCAAGCAGGAGCCGCGUCCAGUACUUUCCUCGCCGCCACCGAGAUCCAAGGCCUCAUCGUCCUGAACUACGACAGCUACGUCUACAAAUACUGGCACGGCACAUUGCUGACCAUCGCCAUCACGCUGGUCUGCGGCUUCUUCAACACCGUCCUGGCCAAGAGACUCCCUCUCGUCGAAGGCCUCGUCCUGUUCUUGCAUAUCGCUGGGUUCUUUGGCAUCCUCGUUCCCCUGUGGGUUCUGGCUCCGCGAACUCCGUCACACCAGGUCUGGACCGUCUUCGAAGACGCCAAUGGCUGGGGGAACAUCGGCCUGGCGUGCUUGGUGGGCAUGAACAGCCCCGUGCUCUCGCUGCUCGGCGCCGAUGCUGCGACACACAUGUCGGAGGAAUUGAAGAACGCCAGCAAAGUCCUUCCACGAGCCAUGGUCUUCACGGCCAUCUUCAACGGGACAUUGGGUUUCAUCAUGGUCAUCACCUUCUGCUACACGGUCGGGAACGUCGAGCAAGUCCUCUCCACGCCCACGGGAUACCCAUUCAUCCAGGUGUUUUACAACGCCACGCAAUCCAAGGCCGGCGCCACGGCCAUGGUGUCGAUCAUGAUUGCGCUGAGCACGUUCGGCGCCAUGACCAACAUGGCGACGGGUUCGCGACAGAUCUUCGCCUUUGCCCGCGACCGAGGCGUCCCCUUUAGCAACUGGUUCGCCUACGUGCCCGACGGGUGGGACAUUCCCCUCAACGGCGUCAUCUUCACCGUCGUGGUAUCCUGCCUCUUGUCGCUCAUCAACAUCGGCUCGCAAAUCGCCUUCAACCAGCUCACCUCCCUGGGCCUCUGUGCGCUGCUAUCCUCCUACAUCGUCUCCAUCAGCUGCAUGGCCCUCAAGCGCAUCCGCAAAGAGCCCCUGCUGCCGUCCAAGUUCUCCCUCGGUCGUUACGGCCUAGCCAUCAACCUCCUCUCCGUGGGUUUCUUGUUGUUGGCCUUUGUCAUGAUCUUCUUCCCGCCCGGACCGAACCCGACGCCGCAGACCAUGAACUGGGCCGUUCUCGUCUACGGAUGUGUCGUCAUCUUUUCUCUGACGUAUUAUGUUUUCCGUGGGAGGUUCAGAUAUGCUGGCCCCGUCGAAUAUGUCAGGAAGACGGUUUGA